GCUAGUUAAUACAAUUUGAUCCUUUCAUUUCCAACAUGGUAUCAGAGCGGUUGGUUUAGCUCCACCCAAUCGGCUCAUUAUCUUCAAUUUCUCUCUUGCUUUCAUGGCGGAAACUCUGCACAUUCAUCAUUCUCUGAUUUCUCUCAAUCAAUCACGCGAAGCUUCUCUUUCUCUCUCUAGAAGAACCGCCAUGGCCGCCGGUGCUCUGCAACUGCAGAUUCUCCUCGUCUUACUCAUUCUCAUCUCGCUGUUCAUAUCUGGAGCUACGACAGACUCCGUUUCCCGUUCAGAUUCAUCGUUAUCUCCGGUGUUCGCACCGUCGCCGGAGCAGUACUCGUACGACGCUCAACUUUAUGCGCCUCCAGUCUUCGCAAACAUUCUGCAUGCUCUAGGUUUCGAGGAGCUGUCUGCUGCCGCCGCGAGCGCUAAUCUCUCAACCGGCGCUCCGAUCACCAUCUUCGCCCCGCAUGAUUCAUCGAUUCUCACAUGCCGCUCGUGCGUUCUGCGGCUGCUUCUACACGAGCACUCUGUUCUUGGACUCUAUCCGCUCGAAUUCCUUCGGAGGUUGGCGUCUGGUACUAAGAUCCAGACUCUCGCCGACAACCGAUGCCUCACCAACAUCAUCGGCACUUGCAGGGCUUACUGAUGGACUAUCUCCUGCAUCUGCCUCUGUAUUUCCCAGCGCCUAUCUGUCUAUUA
Molecule: messenger RNA, 699 nt
Organism: Cuscuta campestris
Lineage: Eukaryota; Viridiplantae; Streptophyta; Magnoliopsida; Solanales; Convolvulaceae
Source: the annotation of a GenBank genome assembly